Molecule: messenger RNA, 1391 nt
Organism: Diospyros lotus (date-plum)
Lineage: Eukaryota; Viridiplantae; Streptophyta; Magnoliopsida; Ericales; Ebenaceae
Exons: 2
Coding region: 1-768 (255 amino acids)
Source: RefSeq, a predicted model, not a curated record
AUGACCAGAAUCGUUGAUGGCGGCGAAAAAUCGCAGCAGAUGUGGCUGCAUCGAAGGCGAACAACGCUUAAUUUGCUGGGUCUCUUCUUGCUAUUCAGUUUGGCCCUGAAGGUUUUGCUAUUUGGUUUUCAUUAUAAGGGCGUCACUCAGUUGCUAUGUGAUUUGAGAAAUGGGGGGGUUUAUUCCAGUAACCGCUAUGCUGAGAAAUCCAACCGAAAGACUAGCUUAUUGGGACCUUGGAAGAACUCAGAAAUAAGAAAAGAUGGCAAUGGUGAUGAUACUAGUGAAGAAGAAGAAGAAGAAGUUGAUGUAUUGGCAUUGCGGAAACUGGUCAAGAUUGAGAAGGAGAGGGCCAAUACUGCUAAUUUGGAACUUGAGAAGGAGAGGAUGGCAGCCACCACUGCUGCCCAUGAGGCAAUGGCGAUGAUUUUGUGCCUUCAAAACGAGAAAAGCUUGAUUGAAAUGAAAGCCAAUCAGUACCGUAGGUUGGCCGAGGAAAAGCAGCUUCAUGAUCAGGAAGUGAUUCAAUCAUUGAGAUGGAUUGUGAUGAAGCAUGAAUCUGAAAGGAGUCUUUUGGAACACCAAUUGAGUUCUUACAGGCGAAGAUUGAAGCUACUCACCAAGGGUGGUGACGAAGGGGAUGAAUCCCGUUGUAUCAAUCAUGAAUCCCUCAGUUUUUUCAAUUUCACCAUUGAGGAUAGUCCUGCUGAUGCACUAAUUAGCUCACUUGACACGGAUUCAUCACAGCAGCAUAAGUUCCAACUUUGAUAUUGGCUUCUCUUCUACCAAGUUUAAAUGGGCAAAGUCGCACAUUUUUCCCCCUUAAUAUCGCGACGUUAUGCUGUCAUCUACCACUAUGCUACAACUCUCCGCGACAAUGAAUCUCUAAAAAUUGUAGCAAAAUAACCAAUUAAAAAGGUGUUACUCUGGAUUUGUGCUUUGAUGAUGGUACAGUUUGCAGGUCCUUGUAGAACUGAGAAUGUAUCAAUAUCAAUCGAUCUCUCAUGCUAAUGCAAGGCUUGGAAGUUUACUGCAACCCAUGUUUCAUAUGUUGAUUGAUUUUGCAUUUCAUACUUUCCUGUACAUUGUUGAGUAUGAUACAGCAUGAUAAUUCAAGGUGGCAGACAGACAGACAGACACCUUUCCUAAAGAGCGUUGGUAAGAGUUGGCACAAUGAAAUUAGUGGCAUUAUUGUUAUCAUCAUCUUGUAUGUGGCAUUAGAUUUAGAUUAGGUUGAAUGAAAAGACCAUUCCUUUUCCCUGGUUCCACCUCUUCCUCAAAGGUCACCAUCUACAAACAUUUGGGGAAUAUUUUAUAGCCUCUCUAUUUAAUGUAGUCACAAGAUCUUUUAGGAAGACUUUUGUUGUGUGUGGGUGGGGGGGCGUCUGUAU